This is a messenger RNA of Spirodela intermedia, 428 nucleotides long. NCBI's taxonomy places the organism in Eukaryota, Viridiplantae, Streptophyta, Magnoliopsida, Alismatales, Araceae. The record is from the annotation of a GenBank genome assembly.
AUGUCUCCGGGGGCUGUUCUCUCCCGCUUCCUCCUCCUCCUCCUCCUUUCCCUCUUCAUGGCUUCCAUCUCCCUCGGAUCAAGCACUGGCCAUGUAAGUCGGUUCUUCUUCCCGUCUCACGCUGAGCGCUCCGUCAAUGUUCGAUUUCGUAAUGUGUUGGGUAUAUUCCUCUGAUACGACGGCAUCUUCGCCAGGAGGAGAUGAAGCCGGUUGCGGGGCCGCCGGGGGGAUUGCUGGUCCUGAACGAGGCCCGGCGGCGGCUCGGGAGCUUCCAGGUCUGCGGGCUGUGCACUUGCUGCGGAGGUCCCCGGAAUAUCUGCGUGCCUUCGCCCUGCUGCUACGCCCUCAACUGCAACAUACCCAACAGGCCCUUCGGUGUUUGCGCAUUGACACCAAGAACCUGUAGCUGCUUCGGAUGUAGCAUCUGA